AUGGUUGUAGAUUUGUGCGAAUAUGUCCUCGGCACACCGCCCUGCGAUCCCGAUGAAUCCUUCCCGAGCUUUCGUUCGUCAAGUGACAGACAUCGUCAGAGCAGACCACCAUGCUUAACGAUAAUUCGACACAUGUUUCAUUUGUUGCAGAUGAAGCGUCAAACGGGUGUAAUUGAAACCGAACAGCUGCAUCCUUUCCUUAUGACUGAUCUUGCAAUGUUACCGCAUGUUGAACGACGAAUUGAAGCCGCUCAAAGAACUGUUGAUGAAGUCGAAGCUCGGUUGACAUCUCUCCUGACAGAACAGCGCCAGAUCGAAGCCAACUUAGAGCGGUGUCGUCAAGAGGAAAAAGAGUAUCAAGAGCGCAUCCAGGAUGAUCAACAUGGCUUAGAAAAGAUGCAAUCCAAGCAGAGCCAGCUUUUGAAAAAGGUAAUGGAUCACAAAUAUUGUAGGCCAAUCGUGUGGCACUGUUUUCUUGGCAGUGCUGAGAGGUAG
Molecule: messenger RNA, 495 nt
Organism: Protopolystoma xenopodis
Lineage: Eukaryota; Metazoa; Platyhelminthes; Monogenea; Polystomatidea; Polystomatidae
Source: the annotation of a GenBank genome assembly